GAUCCUGAGUAAAUGAGCUGUAAUAAGGCCCGGGGGACAUACACGGAUCACGUCAAUAGCGCUUUCAAGAGUCAUCUUCUCAUUCUCAUAUAUAUGCUUGCGAGCCUUCGCUGCGCGCUUUCUUGCCUUUGCUGCAAGGGCUUUUUUCGAGAGCACCGGGAUCUUUUUCGUUCGUCGUAGAGCUAAGAUGGGUGAUGAAGAAAACUCUCGAACGAGUGCUGGGCGCUGCGCAAAUUCAGAUCGGAACGUUUCAGAAGAGUAGGCACUUACUGGACUAAGAAUUGAAUGGCAACAUUGCCGACAGAGCAGCCCGAGGGGAAAAGACAUGUUUUGUUCAGCACACUUGCCGGUUCACAGUGCUCUAGAGAAUUUCAAGUAAAGCAGCCGUGGGAAAAUGAACAAAGUGAUGAAAUUUGUCGGUUCACUAUUCACUUGCUUUCACUGUCGCGCGCUGCGAGUUAUGUCCAUCUCAUUUUCGAAAUCGAACGGGCUGCCAUCCCAGUUGCGCGGACUGGUUGCGCGGCUUUAUUCGACUCGCAAGGGCGAGGUGUCUUCUUCCGAUCCACAAAAAGACAUUAUCCGCCGUUAUUUGUACCCUCCGAACAUCCGCAACAAAGCCUCUCCUACUGGUACAUGGCGCCCAGAUGUCGCACGCGCUCUGCAGCGUGCAAUCCCUUCUGUGCAAGCGCACGAGACUAUUGAGCGCGCUUGGCUCCUCCAUCAGAGACACCUACGCAAAAAACGGGACGCGGAGCUGCAACGCAAAUUUAAUUGCAUGAGACAGGCAAUGCAGGAACUGGAAGAGAUUGACUCGAGGCUGUUUAGGGAAGCAAACAAGCAAGAGGAUCCAAGAGCGAGGAGCUUGGCUGAGGUAGAGGCCAUGAAGAGUAUGUCUGAACCGGAGAAGCGGGCUGUCGAGUCCAGAGUGAGGGGUUUGUUCCCUAGAGAACUCCGCAUACCAACAGAUACACCGCCGAAGAACGGCUGGCCAAAUGAAUGGAGAGCAUUCCAGAGGCCCUUGGCAUGAGCAUGGUCAUAAGAUGUUUUCAUCGUUAUCAGGAGGUGCACACGUAGAGCACGCGAUUAGUCUUUUAUUUGCUGAGGUCUUACGAUGUGCCAGAUAUUGGCCGG
Molecule: messenger RNA, 1131 nt
Organism: Suillus bovinus
Lineage: Eukaryota; Fungi; Basidiomycota; Agaricomycetes; Boletales; Suillaceae
Exons: 2
Coding region: 395-1027 (210 amino acids)
Biological process (GO): mitochondrial translation
Molecular function (GO): structural constituent of ribosome
Source: RefSeq, a predicted model, not a curated record